Messenger RNA from Spea bombifrons (plains spadefoot toad), 786 nucleotides. Its product is annotated as lens fiber membrane intrinsic protein-like. NCBI's taxonomy places the organism in Eukaryota, Metazoa, Chordata, Amphibia, Anura, Pelobatidae. The transcript has 5 exons. Gene Ontology annotation, molecular function: structural constituent of eye lens. Bases 210 to 728 code for a protein of 172 amino acids. The record is from RefSeq and is a predicted model, not a curated record. Gene Ontology annotation, cellular component: plasma membrane.
GGCGAGAGAAGGGCAAGUCUAUAUAAAGUGCAGCUCGGCGCCCAGCCUUUAGUCCCCGGCGUAUACCGUUAGCAGGCGGCAGCGGCUUCCCUUUCUCUGUCCGGUCCGGUGAUGGCCAAAGCUUUUCCUGAGCAAUAAGCUUCCAUCUAACAGACGUUUCCCGUUAUUAAGGAGGAAAGGCCUCCGAGCGCAAAGAAACCGUUUCGGAAAUGUACACGCUGAUGGGAGGCGGCCUGCUCUGCGCAGUCUCUGGAUUGGUCCUCCUGAUAGUCGCCACAGCAACCGACUUUUGGAUGCAAUAUCGUUAUUCCGGGAACUUGAGCAACCAAGGACUAUGGAGGUUCUGCGUGGCCGGGAAGUGCCACGCUCACACCAUCACCGUGGCUUUCUGGGACGCCACGCGGGCUUUCAUGCUGCUUUCCAUCCUGUCGUGCUUCGCGGGAAUCAUUCUGGGCCUCACAGCCUUUUCUAGUGGCGCCAAGUCGGCGAGAACCCGCUCUGCUGGGGCCACACUACUCGUGGCAGGUUUCUUCGCUCUGCUGGCUCUGUCUGUCUACACCGGGGUCACCGUUAACUUCUUUGGAAAGCGAUAUGCAGACUGGCGCUUCUCCUGGUCGUAUAUCCUGGGCUGGAUUGGAAUCAUCCUCACAGUGUCGGCAGGGAUUUUUCACAUCUGCGCCUACGUGAGAAAUGGGUCCCAAGAAUCAGCCAAUGUAUCCAGUGGAUGAUCUGAACCAAGCCGGGGGGGAUUUCCCGAGACCGACCCUCACCCUCUCCAUUGGUGGA